UAGUGUACCCAAUUUGUAAUCACAAAUUGUUGCACCCUAAACUGAAGCAAGCUCAAUAGGCGCAAUUCUACGAAGAAAAGACCAUACGACGACGACAUGGCGAAGAAGAAGAAGAGAGCCGAGGCAGAAGCAGUGGAAGCACAAACAGAAGCUCCGAAUGCAGAAACCGAGUUAGAGCUCGUGAAUGGCGAUUCUCACGACACGAAGCAGAAGAAGAAUAAGAAAAAGAAAAGGAAGAGAGAGAAUGAGAAAGAUCACGUCCAACCCAAGGAGAUACCCACUGUCAGCAUCGCUGUCCCCGGUUCGAUCAUCGACAACGCUCAGUCUCUCGAACUUGCCACUCGUUUGGCUGGUCAAAUUGCACGCGCUGCAACCAUUUUCCGAAUUGAUGAGGUGGUUGUAUUUGACAACAAUAGUAGUUCAGUGAAUGGUUCAAGUGUUACCACAGUGCAUGACAAUUCAGAUGAUAAUGAAAGUGGCGCAGCUUUUCUUAUAAGGAUCUUGCAAUAUCUCGAGACACCACAGUAUUUGAGAAAAAGUCUAUUUCCAAAGCAUAACACCUUGCGUUUUGUGGGUCUUUUGCCCCCACUUGAUGCUCCACAUCAUUUACGCAAGCACGAAUGGGCUCCAUAUCGUGAAGGUGUCACCCUUAAGGAACAAGCUCCAAACUUUGCAAGCACACUAGUUGACGUGGGCCUUAGUAAAAAUGUUUUGAUUGAUACAGUAAUUGAACCUGGAGUAAGAGUGACUGUAGCAAUGGGAACCAAUCGCAAUUUGGACGCUGAUUUACCGCGCCAGGUUGUCUCAUCUUCCCAGCCUAGGGAAGAACUGGGAAUGUACUGGGGUUAUAAAGUGCGACAUGCUUCUAGUAUCAGUUCUGUUUUCAAUGAUAGCCCAUAUAAGGGUGGCUAUGAUCAUCUAAUUGGUACCUCAGAGCAUGGUCUGUUUUCAAAGUCUUCAGAACUUACAGUACCUUCUUUUAGGCACUUAUUAAUUGCUUUUGGGGGGCUUGCUGGGUUGGAAGAGAGCAUAGAAGAAGACAAUAACUUGAAGGGGAAAAAUGCGCAAGAGAUAUUUGAUUCAUACUUGAACACGUGUCCAAAUCAAGGAAGUAGAACAAUUCGGACAGAGGAAGCUAUCUUUAUAUCACUUCAGUAUUUCCAAGAACCAAUCAACCGAGCUUUGCAGAGAUUUGAACAUCAAAAUUAGUCAGCUUGAAGUCAUCAAAGAACAACAUCAUCAAGAAGUUCACAACUUUGCACCAAAUAUUGGUCAAUUUUCAACAGCUUAUGAUUCUGCAGAGCCUGAAGUUAGUUGCUGACACUAAAAAGAGAUGGUCAAUCGCUAUGCAGGUGGAGAUUCUCCUCGGUUAGGCAUUUAGUUGGUUGGUGGACUUCUUGUUGGAAUUGAACCUUCGCCUAACCGAUUUUGUAAUAGAUGUUUUAGGUUUUCAAAUAACAGAUGGUGAUUAGUGUGAGCUUAAAGGUGAGCAGAUUUUGUAAUGGAUGUUUUGUUUCACAAAAAAAUUUUCAGUUAAAGGUUCCAAUUUUAUUCAA
Molecule: messenger RNA, 1556 nt
Organism: Camellia sinensis
Lineage: Eukaryota; Viridiplantae; Streptophyta; Magnoliopsida; Ericales; Theaceae
Source: RefSeq, a predicted model, not a curated record